UCGCACACUCCCAUACAUAAAACUCUCACUAUCCCCAAAGAACAUACUUCAAGCAAUCUGUCUCCGUUAUUUUCUCUCAUCUUCUCGAGAAGGGUUUCAGGGGAAGCGAGAGUCGGAGGGAGAAGAAAUGGCAGGUGCUGCAACAUCUGGUGCUGUGUUGAAUGGGUUGGGAUCUUCCUUCUUGUGCGGAGGAAAGAGAAGCCAAUCUCUUUUCUCUGCUAAAUCUAACGGUGCUGCUAACAAUGCCGUUGGCCCUAAGAAGUUCUUUGUAGCUGCUGCUGCUAUUCAACCCAAGAAAUCUUGGAUCCCCGCUGUUAAAGGCGGUGGCAACUUCAUCGACCCCGAAUGGCUAGAUGGCUCGCUCCCAGGUGACUAUGGCUUUGACCCUCUUGGCCUGGGCAAGGAUCCAGCAUUUCUGAAGUGGUACAGAGAAGCAGAGCUCAUCCAUGGCCGGUGGGCGAUGGCGGCGGUCGUCGGAAUCUUUGUUGGCCAGGCAUGGAGCGGAGUUCCCUGGUUCGAGGCCGGUGCUGACCCUUCUGCCAUUGCUCCUUUCUCCUUUGGCUCACUUCUGGGCACACAGUUGCUGCUUAUGGGGUGGGUAGAGAGCAAGAGGUGGGUGGACUUCUUCAAUCCUGAUUCACAAUCAGUGGAGUGGGCCACGCCGUGGUCGAGAACAGCCGAGAACUUUGCCAACGCCACCGGCGACCAGGGAUACCCUGGAGGCAAAUUCUUCGACCCAUUGGGGUUUGCAGGCAAAAUCAAGGAUGGGAUUUACAUUCCUGACAGAGAAAAGCUGGAAAGACUCAAACUUGCUGAGAUCAAGCAUGCUAGGAUUGCUAUGUUGGCUAUGCUCAUUUUCUACUUUGAAGCUGGACAAGGGAAAACACCCCUUGGUGCUCUUGGCUUGUAAACAAAACAUUAAUGUGUAGAUAAUUGAAAUUGAAGCUAGACAUUUUGCAUAUGAAUCUCGUCUUGUAGGGGUACUGAGUAGUUCCCCCUAAGAAAUUCAAAUUGUGUGUUCUGAUCUUGGAGUUGCAUGCAUGAGCGUGAAUUGUGUAAUGAUGCAUGAUUGUGAUUGUGAGGAGAUAUGGGAAACGCAUAGUUAGGUUUAUAUGAAA
This is a messenger RNA of Neltuma alba, 1118 nucleotides long. RefSeq names its product chlorophyll a-b binding protein CP24 10A, chloroplastic. Lineage: Eukaryota; Viridiplantae; Streptophyta; Magnoliopsida; Fabales; Fabaceae. Gene Ontology annotation, cellular component: membrane. Gene Ontology annotation, biological process: photosynthesis, light harvesting. The record is from RefSeq and is a predicted model, not a curated record. The coding region runs from base 128 to 910 and encodes 260 amino acids. The transcript is spliced from 2 exons.